AUGAUAUACUCCUGGCAUUCCGUUGGGGUUUUAGACUACAACCCGGUGAAAAAACUCUACUUGGUUCAUAAGGCUGACCUUAACGGCAGGGUGAGAGACAGCAAAGGAAAGCCAAUUCUAAGGUCCAAAGAGAGAGCAAAAGCAUCUUCCCAGCAAGCUCAUGGCUCUUCAUCGCUCCUUCUUGGUCAGUACUGGGUACCUAGGAUCCUGGUGCAGUUCAGUGCUGAGGACCCACGUGUGUUCACCCAGAGGGUUCUGUUUGCCCAGUGCUGGAGGAAGAACACAGAGGCCCUGCUGUUCUAUCACCUGGCCAUCGACAGUAUGCCCGUGUGGGAUGGCAUGCCCUCCCUGGGUCAGGACAGCCUUACCCGCAUCAAGAAACACGUUCUCUCCUCGCCAGGCCUACAGCUUAAGCUGCUGCAGAAAUGUGUGGUCCAGCUGGAGAAGGAGAUUAAUCUUGAAUACGAUCGAACCAUGAACCGGAUGGUUUUUGAGAAAGUGGUGAAAGAGAACCCAGAGAAGUUCUCCCAUAUCACCGUUCCGCAAAGAGAGCCCGAGACUGUGCCAGAGAGAGGAUUUGUCUCUGUCCCUGUGUACCCUUUUGAGAAGAACAGGGCAGCUUUCAUCUUCAACACGCUCCUCACCACGCCUGAGGUUAUCUCGGCCCUGUCUAAAGUGAAGGCAGAGUGUAACCGGGUGGCCACAAUGAGCCUGUUCCACCUGACCUUCACCAAGGUGCUACGGCUAGAGGAGUUUGAUUUGGCUCAGUCACAGACACACGCACAGGUCCGCUACACUGUUGCUCUCACAAUCCUCAUCCCCUCGUGUGAUGUGCAGGUCCAGCUGUUCCUGCAUGACUCGUGGGUGACCAUCCUGUGCAACAGCAUCCGGUCCAGCCUGCGGGAUGUGGGCGCCGGCUGGUUCUGCCUGAAGGAGUCGCGCUGGGAGGUAUACUGCAUGUCCAAGAUGUGCUGCCUCAUGUCGCAGGUGCGUUACAGCCUGCAGGACUCGCUGCGCUUCCUGGUGCAGGACUCUCUGGCCAGCCUCUCCCAGUUCCUGCUCAACAGCUGCCAGAGCGUGCUGCACUGCCCGCAGGACAUGGUCUGGGGCAGUGACCUCAUCAAAAGCUGCUAUAAGCCCAAAAAGAACCCCCUGUUUCUGGUGGACCUCGUUCUGGACCAGACUGGCUCUCACUACAGCACACCACUAGAGAACUUUGAGAGUACCAUAGUAAGCCUCUUUGACAAGGGCAUUCUCUCCACACACAAUGUCCCUCAGCUGGAUAAGUUUGUGAUGACCAAAAUGUUCAUCAGUAGCACGCCCCUGCUGGAGUCUGUGGGGCUGCUGGAGCCGGCCGUGAGGGAGCUGAGGGAGCGGGUGAGUCACGCACUGCGCCAGGCCUCCAUCCCGCUCACGGCCUACGCCCGCGAGUACGAGUGCCACCUGGAGCUGCACAACUCAGACGUGGCGAGCUUCCUCCGGGCCCACAGCCAGCCGGAGCAGACUCCCCAGGAGGUGAAGCGGGAGGUGGAGGAGCACCUGAAGGAGAAGGAGGUGUUGGACCACUCCCUGCCUUCCUCCAUUAUCAUCGGGCCCUUCCUGGUCAGUGUGGAGAAUGUUCGUCAGACCCUGUCGAAGAAGCGCCGUGCUCUGGCUAAUGCUGUGCUCGACAGGCUGGCACUGAAACUGGGCAAGCAUGUUGAAGAUGCCUGUGAGGAAUGCAAGGCCAUCAGCAGGAAGCUGUAUGAAAAACCUAACAGCAUUGAAGAUCUAACGGAGCAGAGAGAGUGGAUGAAGCUGAUCCCUGAGCAGCUCAAAGCUCAUGAGGAGGUGUUGUCCAAAGCCACGUCUGACUAUGAGCUGAUUGAUGAGUUCUUCUACAACCUAUCCGAGGAUGAUUUCAAGGCAAAGUGGACAGCCAUGGCCUGGCCUCAUAAGAUUGAGAAACAGAUGGAGGCGGUGGCUGUGCAACACGUGGAGGACGAAGAGCGCUUCAACAAGAUCCAGCUGGUCGACCAGAACAACUUCCAGGACCGUCUGGACUCCCUGCAAAUGGUGGUGGCUGGUUUCUCAGCCUAUACAGACGUGAGCCGGGCACAUGAGGUGGCCAACGAGGUGCGACGUGUCGGCAAGCAGCUGAAGGAGUCCCAGGCCAUGGUAUUGCUGUACAACAACCGCGAGCGAUUGUUUAACCUCCCUGUCACCAAUUAUGACCGUCUGCAGAAGCUGAACCGGGACUUCCAGCCAUUCCGAGACCUCUGGACCGCCACCUCCGACUGGCUGCGCUGGCACGAGAGCUGGAUGACUGACCCGCUGUCCAUCAUAGACCCGGAGCAGCUAGAGCGCAACGUCAAUGAUGCCUUCAAGACCAUGCACAAGUGUGUCAAGCAGUUCAAGGACAUUCCUGCCUGUCAGGAUGUAGCGAUGGAGAUCCGGACGAAGAUCGAGGAGUUCCGGCCGUCCAUCCCCCUAAUUCAGGGCCUGCGUAAUCCCGGCAUGCGCGCCCGCCACUGGCAAGUGCUGUCCGAGCAGAUCAAGAUGAACGUGAAGCCCAAGGCCAACCUCACCUUCACCCACUGCCUGGAGAUGGGCCUGCAGAACCACGUCAAAGACAUAGCCCUGGUGGCAGAGAUCGCUGGGAAGGAGUACGCCAUCGAACAGGCUUUAGACAAAAUGGAGCAGGAGUGGGCCACGGUGGCCUUUGAUGUGCUUCCUUAUAAAGACACGGGAACCUACAUCCUGAAGAGUCCUGACGAGGCCUCUCAGCUGUUGGAUGACCACAUCGUCAUGACCCAGAGCAUGUCUUUCUCGCCCUACAAGAAAGCCUUUGAGGAACGCAUCUCCACCUGGGAGGGCAAGCUGAGAAUGACACAGGAUGUUCUGGAGGAGUGGUUGACCUGCCAGCGUUCCUGGCUUUAUCUGGAGCCCAUCUUCAGCUCAGAUGACAUCAACCGCCAGCUGCCUGUGGAGGGCAAAAGGUACCAGACCAUGGAGCGCACCUGGAGGAAGGUGAUGGAGAUGGCAAACAAUAACCGCCAGGUGAUUGGGGUGUGCCCGGACGCUCGAUUGUUGGACAACCUGAGAGACUGCAACAAACUGUUGGAAAUGGUGCAGAAAGGCCUGAGCGAAUAUCUGGAGACCAAGCGCGGAUCUUUCCCAAGAUUCUACUUCCUGUCUGAUGAUGAGCUUCUGGAGAUUUUGUCCCAGACCAAAGACCCAACUGCUGUGCAGCCCCAUUUGCGUAAAUGCUUCGAGAACAUCGCACGGCUUCAGUUCCAGUCAGACCUGCUGAUCACUCACAUGUACUCAGGGGAGGGUGAGGAGGUCAAACUGCUGAUCCCUGUGCAGCCUUCUGGGAAUGUGGAGGACUGGCUGAAGGAUGUGGAGAGGUCCAUGAAGGCUAGUUUGAGGGAGGAUAUCAACCGCUCGCUGAAAGCAUACCCACAGAAACCCCGCACUGAGUGGGUUCUGUCCUGGCCAGGCCAGGUGGUCAUCGCGGGCUGCCAGACCUUCUGGACCACAGAAAUGUCUGAGUCCCUAGAGCUAGGUGAUCUGGCCAGUCGCCUUUACCCGCAGCUGCAGACACAGCUGGGAGACCUGGUGCAGCUGGUGAGAGGUCGGCUGUCUAAGAUGCAGAGGAAUGUGCUGUCGGCUCUCAUCGUCAUUGAGGUCCAUGCUAAAGAUGUGGCCGCCAAGCUGGUGGAGGAGAAUGUGUCCAGUGUGCAUGCUUUUGAGUGGAUCAGCCAGCUCAGGUGAGAGGUGUCAUCCAG
Messenger RNA from Clupea harengus (Atlantic herring), 3770 nucleotides. It is a transcript of the gene dnah1, whose product is annotated as dynein axonemal heavy chain 1-like. The coding region runs from base 1 to 3756 and encodes 1251 amino acids. Gene Ontology annotation, biological process: microtubule-based movement. Gene Ontology annotation, molecular function: dynein intermediate chain binding; minus-end-directed microtubule motor activity; dynein light intermediate chain binding. Gene Ontology annotation, cellular component: dynein complex. The record is from RefSeq and is a predicted model, not a curated record. The transcript has 21 exons. Lineage: Eukaryota; Metazoa; Chordata; Actinopteri; Clupeiformes; Clupeidae.